UUACCGUCAUCUUAUACCUCAUCAACAACAACCAUUGUAUCAGGUCAAAACCUGGCGACGUCAAGCAGAUCCAGUGUGCAAGGUACUGAUACUGCAGCGAUCGCUGGCGGCGUUGCUGGUGGAGCCGCUGGAAUAUUGAUCAUGAUAGCUGCCGCAACUUUGAUCUUACGAAGAAAAAAUAAAGCCAGCAAAGACUAUGCAGAUUAUUCGAAGAAGACGGAGGUGGCUGGACAGUCCCGUGACAGAAUUAUCAAAGGCGCCCCAGAUCGCCGAUGAUGGAGACUAUCCUCUGUCGACGUCUGCAGACUCUACAUCACGGAUACAGUCCUGCCCUUCAGCCCAAGCUUCGGCCAGUAUCCGAGACGAGACAGAUCCGUUCGGCUCGAUUGCACGGCUGAGUCGUCUGAGCUCGGGAAAUGUCUCCAUCAUCGAGACCAGCGUCGGUAAACGAGCAACUCGACUUCAUUCACGGCUUGCACCGAAGAGGAAUGCCCACUGACGCAAUAGCGCAGCUCAUGGGCCGACUUCUGUCGAGCCAGGAUCCAGAAGGUCGCGGUGGCGGAGAGUCCGGAGCAGCGGGAUCGGAAGCUGGAGGGACUUGGCGUUUGAGCCGCGAACUCGCAGGUCGGAGUUUGCCGGGCGCAGGAAGUGAUAUCGAGUGCCGCCCUGUCACGGCACCACCAAGCUACAGGACGCAUCCGAGCUAGCUCAACGAUGUGCUGCUACUAACGUAUGGGUGAUCGACUGGAGUUUAGUGGGAAGAUUGACAUACCAGGCAUAAGCUGCGUUCUCAUACCCAUAAAUCAAGAUUGUUACAUCGAGA
Molecule: messenger RNA, 823 nt
Organism: Coniophora puteana RWD-64-598 SS2
Lineage: Eukaryota; Fungi; Basidiomycota; Agaricomycetes; Boletales; Coniophoraceae
Exons: 3
Coding region: 197-499 (100 amino acids)
Source: RefSeq, a predicted model, not a curated record